CGUCCAGCAGCUGAUCGGUAAUCCAGAAGAAGUUUCCCCUCAGUUAGGGGGGAGAUCCACUUUGAAGCAGGAGACUCCACAACCACCCUGCAUUAAAAAGGAAGAGGAGGAACUCUGCAUCACUCAGGAGGAAGAGUGUCUUCUAGGAUGUGAGGAAGCUGAUUACACCAAGUUUCCACUGAGUAUUAUCUUUGUGAAGACUGAAGAUGAUGACGAGAAACCACAAGUAGACAACCUCUUAGCUCCACUAUCAGAUAGUGAGGCUGAAGACGAGGUUGAAGAACCUUUGAGCAGCGAUGAAGACUGUGAAGGUGAUAUGAGGACUCACAUUGACAACAAACACUCUGAAUGCUCUUCAAAGAAGACAGGUGAAAAAUGUCUGAGCUGCUCAGUUUGUGGCAAAAGCUUUUCUCAAAAUAGCUCUUUGACUCAACACAUGAGAACACACACAGGUGAAAAACCAUUUAGUUGUUCAGUUUGUGGCAACAGCUUUUCUCAAAAUAGCUCUUUGAAGCGACACAUGAGAACACACACAAGGGAAAAAACAUUUAAUUGUUCAGUUUGUGGCGAUAGCUUUACUCAAAAAAGCCAUUUGACUCGACACAUGAGAACACACACAGGAGAAAAACCAUUUAAGUGUUCAGUUUGCGGCAAAAGCUUUUCUCAAAAUAGCUCUUUGACUCAACACAUGAGAAUGCACACAGGAGAUAAACCAUUUAAUUGUUCAGUUUGUGGCGAAAGCUUUUCCCGAAAUACCUAUUUGACUCAACACAUGAGAACACACACAGGUGAACAACCAUUUAAUUGUUCAGUUUGUGGCAAAAGCUGUUCUGUUAAGAGAUAUUUGACUGAACACAUGAGAACACACACGGGUGAAAAACCAUUUAGUUGUUCAGUUUGUGGCAAAAGCUUUUCUUUUAAGGGCAGUUUGAUAGAACACAUGAGAACGCACACAGAUGAAAAACCAUAUGAGUGUUCAGUUUGUGGCAAAAGCUUUUCUGUUAAGAGAAUAUUGACUCGACACAUGAGAACACACUGGACUAAGACUAUUUAAUUGUUCAGUUUGUGGUAAAAGCUUUCCUCUAAACAGCUCUUUGUGUCGAGAACACACACUGGAAUAAAACCAUUUAGUUGUUCAGUGUGCUGUAAAAGUUUCCCACAUAAUGCAGACGCAGUAAAACACAUAAGAACACACAAGGGAAAAUAACCAAUUAGCUGUUUAGUUUGUGGUAUGUUGCUCAUAUGUGGCGACAUCCACCCUACCCAGGACCUCCUCACUGCUUCUUUCACAAAUAUCUGAGGUAUUCAUACAAACUUGCAUUAUAUGAAGCAUAAUCUUAUCCACUCAUGACCCCAUGUCUUCUCUGUAUCUGAAACCUUCCUGAACAGUAAGAUAGAUGAUGCUUCAAGUGCUUGGUUACUCCUUCUUCAGUCCAGGGACCUGGGGCCUCAUGUGUAGUUUGCGCACGCUCAAAAACCUGCACUACGCCCUUUUUCACUGCAAAGUUGAGAUGUAUCAAAACUGAUGUUGACGCAUAAGUGAUGCUGGUAACUGUUCUCAUAAAAAACUGCCAACAUUUACUCCUCAGACUGAUUGAUGUGCAAAUCAGAGACAUAUGAACAAUUAACCACCAACACCCACAACCCAACCCCCACCUCCCUCGACAUUCGGGCAUAACAGGUUCAAUCCGG
Nerophis lumbriciformis (worm pipefish) is the source of this 1692-nucleotide messenger RNA. Lineage: Eukaryota; Metazoa; Chordata; Actinopteri; Syngnathiformes; Syngnathidae. The record is from RefSeq and is a predicted model, not a curated record.